AUGGCAUUUUCGAAAGAAAGGUCAUGUUUGUGGUAGCGUGGUCAUUGACUUGAGUAUCGGGCUUGGUGUACAGAAAUGGAAAGAAAUAGCCCACUGGGCACAGACGUAAGUCGAUUCAACGUCUAUUUCUAUGUUUCUUCAAGUAAUGUCAUUGCAUAGACGUGCAAACAACGUUGAUUCAACCAGUGUGCGCCCAGUGGAAGGCAGUUUAUGUUAACAAGAAACGUGGACUAACGAGACAGACUGUUGGACAAUACAAGCAGCAUUACAGAAGAUAACAGCAUCGGACUCUGCUCUGCACUGUGGAUCCUGACACCAAAGUUCAGUCACUGGUGGCAGAAGUAUUUCACACUCGAACAACUACUACUCUGUAGUUUUGUUUUAUAAUCCUCUAUUAUUUAGCACUUUUUUUGCACUGCAAACACCAUGGCAACCGCAGGGUAUGGAUAUUACCGCACCACCAUUUUCCUGGCCAUGUUUGUGGGCUAUACGCUGUACUACUUCAACAGGAAGACCUUUUCCUUUGUGAUGCCCUCUCUCAUGCAAGAGAUCAAGCUGGACAAAGAUGACCUGGGCAUGAUCACUAGUAGCCAGUCUCUGGCCUAUGCUAUAAGCAAGUUCAUCAGCGGUGUGUUGUCGGAUCAGAUCAGUGCCCGCUGGCUCUUCUCCAUUGGCCUGUUCAUGGUGGGUGCCAUCAAUGUGGUCUUCUCCUGGUCCUCUACUGUGGCCAUUUUCUCUGGCCUCUGGUUCCUCAACGGCCUGGGUCAGGGCCUGGGGUGGCCCCCAUGUGGCAGGGUGCUGCGCAAGUGGUUCGAGCCCUCUCAGUUUGGGACUUGGUGGGCGAUUCUGUCCUGCAGUAUGAACCUGGCUGGGAGUUUAGGCCCCAUUAUUGCAACGUUGAUGGCCCAGAGCUACAGCUGGAGGACGACCCUGUCCAUCUCAGGCCUCUCCUGUUGUGUGGUCUCCUUCGUCUGCCUGCUGUUGAUCAGGAAUGAGCCCAAAGACGUGGGCUUGCCCAACAUAGACACUGGGGGGGCCAAGAAGGGCAAAGCAGGCUCAUCCAGUGAUGAGACCACCUUCAAAGAGUUCAUCCUGUCCCCCUACCUGUGGCUGCUGUCUGUGGGCUACCUGGUGGUGUUUGGGGUGAAGACGGCCUGCACUGACUGGGGCCAACUCUUCCUCAUCCAGGACAAGGGCCAGUCAACACUCAUGGGCAGUUCCUACAUGAGUGCCCUAGAGGUGGGAGGCCUGUUGGGCAGUUUAGCUGCAGGAUACUUCUCUGACAAGGCUGUGGCACAACAAGGCAUGAAAAGCCAUGGAAACCCCCGUCAUUUUCUCUUGAUCUCAAUGAUGGCUGGGAUGUUUGGUUCCAUGUAUCUAUUCCGGAUCACUGUCACGCCAGACAGCCCAAAGAUGUGGAUCCUCUUCUUGGGGGCUACAUUUGGCUUCUCAUCUUACGGACCAAUAGCCUUGUUUGGCGUGAUAGCCAAUGAGAGUGCUCCUUCAAACUAUUGUGGAACGUCACAUGCUAUUGUUGCCUUAAUGGCCAACAUUGGUGGCUUCUGCUCUGGACUGCCGUUCAGCACCAUCGCCAAGCACCACAGUUGGGAAAUGGCCUUCUGGGUAGCAGAGAUGACUUGUCUCAUCACUACCAUCUGCUUUUUCCUGCUGCGGAACAUCAGAACCAAGAUGGGUCACAUCCCCAAGAAGACUGACUGAACACUACACCAACUCUCUGCUGUCAAUGUAGGAAAUUUAGGAUAAGAAUGUACAUUCUUAUUUAUUAAGUGUUUUUGAUUUGAAAAAGGCUCAAUUGUAUUGACGGGAGACAUGGUCCUGUAUAUUCUUAUUUUAAGAGAUGGUGAGACAUGGAGUUGAGCGAGGGAAUAUUUAUUUUCACUGAAGAUGUAUUCAGAUGCAAAUACAUCAACCAUGUUGUGUUAACUCUUUUCAAUGCUCAUGGCAUAAAACAGAUCCAAGAAUUGAAAAUGUGUCAAUAUGAUCAUUUGAAACCAAGACACUUUAUGGUCAAAUGUACUGCUCUCUUUUUAAAUUGGCACUGUACUCAUAUGGGUGAAAUGUGUUUGACUAUAUAAGACUUGAAUAAAAUACCUUAAGUUGUG
Molecule: messenger RNA, 2123 nt
Organism: Oncorhynchus keta (chum salmon)
Lineage: Eukaryota; Metazoa; Chordata; Actinopteri; Salmoniformes; Salmonidae
Gene: slc37a4a
Product: solute carrier family 37 member 4a
Exons: 10
Coding region: 427-1719 (430 amino acids)
Biological process (GO): phosphate ion transmembrane transport; glucose-6-phosphate transport
Cellular component (GO): endoplasmic reticulum membrane
Molecular function (GO): glucose 6-phosphate:phosphate antiporter activity
Source: RefSeq, a predicted model, not a curated record